Messenger RNA from Kickxella alabastrina, 667 nucleotides. RefSeq lists its product as uncharacterized. The record is from RefSeq and is a predicted model, not a curated record. The coding region runs from base 122 to 532 and encodes 136 amino acids. Lineage: Eukaryota; Fungi; Kickxellomycota; Kickxellomycetes; Kickxellales; Kickxellaceae. The transcript has a single exon.
GAGAUCCUCGUGACCGCCGGCGCCUGUCCGCACGUUUGGCAACUGUAACACCAGCUCCAAACUUAUAGGCAUAUCACACGUGAUGUAGGCGGUGGCUAUUUUUAGUCUGCAGAGUGCAUGCAUGUGUGAAAAUAUCAAAAAUAAUGAAAAGCACUAUCAAAUCAUGCCUUGCUUGGCAUUUUUUGAUACACGACUUUUAAUAUUCUUCCCGUUGCGGUUAUUGUUGUUUUGGCAUGUCUUCCAUGCAGGAAGAGCAGCACGCAAGGAGGAGCAUCAUCACCAUCACCAUCAUUGUGUGUCCUCCCCUUGGCCAAAAUGCCAAAAACACACAUUCGAAAACAAGUUUCCAGAUUUCGCAUCGAUAUUGUUUUUUUGGGCAAAGUUAUUUUUGUUUUGCAUUUUACCAUUUGAUUUCGAUUUUUUGGUGCGGGCGCCGCAGAUCCACAUUAUUUUUCCAAGCCACACGCGCUUGCUAAUUGCCUGGUCCUUAAAUACAUGGAAGUUAAAUAGCAAAGAGCUGUCGUCACUCUAAUUUGCAAGCCCGAAUCCAAGCAACAGAACCAGCUUAAAUUAAACAGUAGGCUCCACCCCCUAUCCCCCCUUUGUCUACUGCUUUUAAUUAUUGCAGUAGGGCUGAAAGAAUGCUUAUUCGAAGGGAAGGAGAGGG